Molecule: messenger RNA, 3171 nt
Organism: Candida tropicalis MYA-3404
Lineage: Eukaryota; Fungi; Ascomycota; Pichiomycetes; Serinales; Debaryomycetaceae
Exons: 1
Coding region: 1-3171 (1056 amino acids)
Biological process (GO): macroautophagy
Cellular component (GO): fungal-type vacuole membrane
Source: RefSeq, a predicted model, not a curated record
AUGAUCUUUAUACUAUGGGUGUUGAUAAUAUAUUCAUCUGUAUUGGUAUCAGGUGAGGAAGUGACACUGUCAUCUUCUUCCACUUUAACCACUACAUCCACAUCCACACCCACACCCACACCAACAGCAACAGCAACGUCUUUAACAACCACCUCAGUAACAACAUCUUCAGCAACAACAACAACAACCUCAGUAACAACCUCAGUAACAACAUCCUCAUCCUCAUCUACAUCUACAUCUACAUCUACAUCAACUACAACAACAUCCACUGUAUCUUUAGAACCGAUACCCACGCCGUCAACUAUUAUCGAUGUGUUGUCUAGCGAACCAGAAUUCUCAUAUUUCUUGCGUGUUUUGCAACGACAGGGUAUGGUUCCCCUUUUGAAUGAAUUAGAGAAUGUAACUUUAUUGGCACCAAUAAAUCUGGCAUUUGUUGGCACAACAGGUAUAGAUUGGGAAAAUAACGCAUUGAAAAGAUAUGUCGUUAAUCAAAAACUACUAGUUGGAAAUUUAGACAAAGAUGAAAGGGUAUUUGAUACAUUAUAUAAAGUUGACAAAUCAACAUAUUACCUGAUCCGUGUACGUCCUGACUUGGAAAGUUUGGAAUACGUAAUUGAUGAAGUUGCCAGUAUUGUUGAUGAAGAUAUUUCUGCAAAACAUCAAUAUUCUUACAUACAAGGAAUUGAUCAUUUAUUACCUAUUAAACCAACAAUGUGUCAAGAACUAAUGAAUAGCACCAAUCUGGAAAUAUCAUUAUUCACCAAAAUGUUUCAAUUGCUCUUUGUGGAUGAAGAAAUGGUAUCAGAAAAGAGUAAGAGCAACAAAAAGAAAAAGAAAAAGAAACCAAAGAAAGAUCUCCCAAGAAUACUCCCAAAAUCAUGUGAGGAAUUUCUUAAUGGCACUCAGACAAUAUUGAUACCCAGCAAUGAACUUGUGAAACAAUCUUUGUCGGAGUUACAGUUGAAUUAUUACUUGGCGAAUGAUGAACUAGAUACAUAUUCAUCUACCACCGAUUCAAUUGAUGAAGUCAGACAUGAUAUAUACAACUUGUUGACAAAUCUCAUGUUUUCCGAUCUAGUGGUUGGAAAAAAUGGUACUGGUGAAUCUAGAAAAUCAAAAUAUGGUAUCUCCCACAAGUUUGAAUUGCAGAAACAUCAUCUUACAGUUGACGGUGUGACUUCAAACAGUACACACGUUUUCUCAAAUGGUGCCAUUCAUAUUUUUGAUGCAAAUAUUCUGUUUUUUGAAAAGUUAUCCAUCCCUGUGGUUGAAAUGAUUCCCCGAAAGGCGUUGUAUGCGUUACAUUAUUCUAAUUUUGUUGAGGAACUUUACUUCCGUUCACUUGAUUAUUUGAUUGAUGGAUCAACUGCUCAACAGACAGUGUUUUUGAAUCUUGAAGAUAGAGAUGACGCAGAGGAUGAUGAUGACGAUGAUAAUGAAAUAACAGAUGUGGAUGUUUAUAUCAGUGAACCAUCGAUCAAAUCGUUUAGUUCCAGACAAAACUUGUUAUAUCAAUUUGUUAAUUCCUCUUUUGACUUACAAGAUGAUGUCCACAUAUUGCUUGAUACAAAAUUGUGUUCUCAUAAAAGAAUAGGAGGAUGUUACAAAUUGAAAUUAUCUGCAUCACAUGGAACGAAAACAGUUACUGUCAAUGAUGAUGUUCGUAUAUUAAAUCAUCUAAAGAUAGCUAAUGAUACUUCUAUAUUCAUUGCUAAUGGUGAGAUAUUACCACCAACCAAUCUCAAACAUUCAUUAGGAGAUUUGAUAUCCAGUGGUGCAGUGUACAGACAUUUGGAAAGUAUUGAAAUUGAUAGAACAAGUUGUUUGAAAACAUUGGAAUAUAUCAACGCGUUUGAUUUGUACUCAUUGGAUGACAACAACAAAGGAUACACCAUUUUCUUGCCUUGUGGAACUACUAAAUUUAAGAAUUUGUGGACCAAUUUGGGAUUAGUACAAAACUACUUGAAGAAUAAUCCUAAAAUUCACCAAUCGGUAAUGAAAGGAUUGUUUCUUGAAGGAUUGGUGUAUUCUGAUUUUAACUCAAGCACAAAGUUGUCUAGUUUAAAUGGCGAUUCUGUGUUGUUGGAAAAAUCGUCAGUUCUAGAAACUCCAAACUCGUUGUACUACAAUAAUACAGCACUUGAUGUCGAAUUGAAUUCUGAUUUGCUAUUCCUGCAAGGUGUUAUACAUGUCAUCAAUGAGGUACUUUUCCCUGAUUCGUUUGAAAUUCCAAUUGAAGAGUUGAUUAGAACAACAUUUGAUUCCAAUUUCCCCGAUCAUUUUAUGUGGGAUAUUAUAAAGAUGUAUCCAAAUAUCCACAAAUCUAUCGUGGGUAAGAAACCAUAUUCGUUGUUGAUUCCUACUGCUGAAUCAUUGAAAGAUUUUAACAUCACUACCUCCUUUAAGGAUAUCCUCAAAUUUGUUGAUUUACAUUUAAUUCCAAAUGAAGAAGUUCACAAGCUUUUGAAUUGUAUUGAUGACACUGGAUAUAAUAAUUCGGUGAUUAGAACAAACUUUUCAGAAGGUGGUCUUGUAUGCAAACAUAAACCAAAUACGAACAAAGUUAUGUUGCAACUUCAUAAGUUGAAUGGUACCUCCACAGAGUCGUAUAGCAAAGAUCAUGAAGUUGUUUUAUUAAAUCAUGGUUGUACUAAACUAUACACUGGGGACAACAACACAGAUAGUUUAUCAUGUGUUUUCUUACUCCAAAAACCAUUAAAUCUUGAAUGGUUUAAUGAACCUAAACGGGGUGAUAACUUUUUGCAUGUUCAUUUGGGAUGGGUAAGUGUUGGUGCUGGUGUCAUAUUAGGAUUGAUGCUUUUUGGUGGUAUAAUGGUUGGGUUGGUAUUUUGUCUUGGGAAAAGGGAGAAAUCAUCCGAUAAAGAUGAUAUGGAAUCUCCUCGAGCAGAUUCUGGAUUUAUGAGUGUAUUGACGGACGAAGACGAAUUUAUUCCGUAUGAUAGAGGAUAUGAGACGGAUGUUGAUGUCUUGAGAACCGAAACAGAUGCACUUUUACCAAGUCACAUGAAAAGAAAGAAGAAAAUUAGAAAACCAGAUUAUGGCUCCACAACAAAUAGUAUCAAUGGAACCAAUGGUAGUACUACAUUACCUCGAGAUAUUGGAAAUAUUAGAAGUACUUUAAAUCGAGAAAGAAAUAUCCCAGGCUAUUAG